GCCCCGUGGCGCAUCGAUUCGAAAUGCUGCCGCGACAGACGGCAGACUGGCUGUCUGAAGCCGCCUAAAAAAUCCCCCUUUUUUUGCCGCACAGUCUUCCUAAGUCAUCCGAAGUAGGGCCUGUCCGCUAACUGUCAGAAGGUAGUACCACCUUGUACGUGGUUCCUGCGCAUCGUAAAUUCUAAGGCGCGGUGUAGUGACGGUAACGGUGAUAGUGACGGUGACUGUGACAGUGACGGUGACGGUGACUUUGACGGUGACUUUGACGGUGACGUUGACGGCGACGGCGACGGCGACGGCCACGGCGAAAAAAAGCGGCCUUCAGAGGGUCUUUUUUUUAGGCUACUACUCUUGAGGCGGCUUCUAAAAAGGCGCCUCGAAAACAGACCAUGCACGGCUCGAGGAGCACCAGUUCUUCCUCUCGAAGCGAAAAUGGAGGGAGCAGAAGUAAUGGCCCUUCGCGGCGCGUUAGACGGGUGACCUUCGAGACACCAGAAGACCCGUACAAGAUUGACGAUGACGUGGCGCGACCGCCAGAUGACGUGGCAAUUCUCGCUCCCGACGCGCCAAAUCGGGAAAUUCCUGCUCUGGGACCCCUCGAUUACGUGUCGGAAGCAUCCUCCGGGGAGUUCUCCGGACACGAAACGCCAGCCGUCGAUCUAGAAUCGGACGUCCGCGUGCGACGGUUGGAUUUCGACGCGGCACGCGAGACGCAUUACGUCAUUGUGGUCCACGGAACCUUCGACGCGCCACCGUCCGACGGGACGCGAACGUGGUAUCAGCCCGCGGCGCCCGGGGAGCACAACUUCUGCUCCAAAAUCAGCGCGCUUCUGGCGCGCGGGCCGCUCGGCGCGGAUAGCGUGUGGCGGGAGCUGCCGGCCGGCAGCGCUGUGGUUGGCAGGGCUGCCGGCGGCCGGCAAGGUUCGACCAUGCCGUACCCUUUCCACUGGGAUGGCACGAACACGCACAAGGGGAGGGUGGAAGCUGCGGAGAAGCUCUCUCUGCUGAUAGAGGAAAUUGCCCAGAAAGACCCUGCAGCCAGGAUCCACGUGAUUGCUCACUCGCACGGGGGAAACGUGCUGCUCAAAACGGUCGAGCUGUACAUGAGGCGCCUGGCCAGCCAAUCACCGGGGAACCUGCACCCAUUGGUGGAAUGCGAGUUCUGGGCGGCACACAAGGCGGGAUACGAUUUGAUUCGCAAAUGGAGGAAGCCGUACCAGAUCCGAUCUAGCUGGAGGCGGUGGCUGCCCGUGCCUGUUGUCUUUCAGAGCCUGUUUCCCACCACACACAAGCAGAAGAGCCAGGAGCGCUACCCCUGGGCGUGCUGCCGCUGGGUGGACUCCCUCCUGGGCCUCCCCGCCGCCCGUCAGCGCCUCUUCCUCUCCCGCCGCCUCGCCACGAGCCCCCUCUCCAACGCGCUCGGCUCCCUCGUCUUCCUGGGCACCCCCUUCUAUGUGAAAAAAUGGGACCCCGCAGGGAUGUUUCGGCUGGUUCUGGCGUCGCUGCUGUCUGCGGUGGCGGUUUUUGGAGUGAUGCUGGGGUAUGUGGUGGUGUGGGAAGUGGUUGUGAUGGAGAUUGCGCAUUUGCAGACUACGGAUCUGGUUCGCUGGCCGGCGGUGGUGGUGGCGGCGGUGGUUCUGCUUGGUGUUACCAGCCUCGUUGUAGAGGCGUAUUUAUCUACCAAGACAUGGGACCAGCCGGCCUACUACAACGGUAACAUCUACCACGAGCCUGGUUACCACUGGUCGCCCGCCAUGUCAGCACUUGUGAUCCACGCUGGCAAAUUGGACGAAGCCAGCCUGGCGCUUUCCAUUGAGCCAAUCGCGCGCGCCUAUGUCUUCCCCCACCUAAGAGAAGUGCUUAAAAUGCCCCUCUGGACCCCCCUCCCUCCCCUCCCCACCUCCCCUUCCUCCUUCUCCUCCUCCUCCUCCCCCUCCUCCCCCUCCUCCCCCUCACACACCCAUCCCAGCACCCACACUCACUUCCUCCUCUGGCUCUUAUACAUAGUAAACCUCUUAAGAGUGCUACUCUGGAACGCCAUUUUCCUCGUCCCCUUCGCCCUCCUCUCCCUCCUCUUCCACCUUGCGGCGCCCAUACUAGUCGAGACUGUACGGAGCGUGAUUGUAACGGUCACGUUCGGGCUAGCCCCUAAGGAGCUAUCUUCCGCGAGCGUGUAUGUAGACGAAGUGUUAGAUCUGCAUCUGUGGUCACAGCAUGUGGAGCACUGGAAUGUGCAGAAGCUGCUAGCGCAGGCCAAAACGCAGUCGUUACAAGGGAAGCUGAUACCCGGUUACCACGACGACACUGUAGAUGGGGGUGAGCCCGGUGCGAUGGGGGAAUUAGUGGAUGAGGUGGGUGGGUUGGUGGGAGGCCUGGGUUCGAAUCCUGGGGUGGGUGAGCCGCAGUGGGGUGCGUCGCUUUCGUUUUUGUCACGGGGGAGCGAUUCGAUGGUGUCACGGGGAAGUCGUUCGUUGGGAAGCCGAGAGGAUGUGGAGGAGGAGGCCUUGCUUGACAGGGAGAGAGCGGCCGUUGGUGCGCGGCUUGCUGCAGGGUCGCUGGCAGGAGCAGCAGCAGGAGCAGGAGCAGGAGAAGCAGGAGAAGCAGCAGCAGCAGCAGCAGCAGCAGCAGCAGCAGGAGCAGAAGGAGCAGGAGCAGGAUUAGGAGCAGGCGAAGCAGAAGGAGCAGAAGCAGCAACAGCAGGGGCAGCAGCAGGGGCAGAAGCAAACGCUUCCCUCCACAUCCCCGAACGGAUUUCCACCGCACCGCACACCACCGCAAAUCACACCUCUGGUGCCCACCCCACCUUGCCUCCCCUGCACACCUUCCCCCUCACUCCCACCGCCCUAGAGCACUAUCAUGGCACGCUUGUGUCUCCGCUACAGCAGGGCAUGCCUAUUUCUCCGCUACAGCAGGGCAUGCCUAUUUCUUCGCUACAGCAGCGCAUGCCUGUUUCCCCGCUACAGCAGUUGAUGCUGGUAACCCCGUUACAAUACCGGAUGCUUGUAACACAGAAAACGCUAAGGAGAAGAAGGGUGCUGAGGAACGAGUCACAGAUAGAGGACGGCGUGAGCAUGAGCAGGGAAGAAGGAGAGGGAGUAGGAAGUCACAGGCACGGGGCCGUUUCUACUCGUGCUCUUACCUCCGAUCCUCUGCCAUCCUCUAGUUUCUCCUCUGCUGAUGCUGCUGGUGAUGCUGCUGCUGCUGCUGCUGCUGCUGCUGCUGCUGCUGCUGCUCCUUCGCAUUUGGGCCGGUUUAGACUGCUUGCAAAUGUGGGAGGCCGCUCCUUCGCUCACUCCUGGUUAUCCCGGGCAGGCCGGGCAGAAAAAACAGCAGCGGAGGGUCAAUUGCCUGGCAAUAAAUCCUUGCGAGGUCACCCCAUGGGAGAAAGCGUUCAGGGCAGGCGAAGGGCACAGAGCGAAAUGGCAGAGGUGAGAAAAGGGGCUAGUAGGCUGGAACACGUGGGGGGGGUCUCUAAUGUUGGGCGAGACAGAGGGACGAUUGGGGGAAGAGAGGCUAGAGGGGGGCUGAAUUUUGAGUCGAUUCAAAAUACACCUCGCAUGUGGGUCUCGGGGUCAGCGACAAUGGCUAAGGGGGUGAGUGGGAAGUGGGGUGGGGGGGGUUGUAGGGAGACGGAGGUGGAUGGUGAGUGUGGGGGAAGGGAGCAGGGCGCGAGAGACGGUGUGAGGGCAGCGGUUGGAGGUUUGGAGGCAGACGGGGUAGGAAGAGGUAUGGGUAAUGAUGAAGCAGAGGGUCAAGUGGGUGUGAGGGCGGCGAAGAGGAAGCGAGGGAGGAGCAGGAUGGAGGAGGAGGUGGGCAGAGAUGCAGUGGGUGGGCCGCUGGUUGCAUCUGCAUCUGGUGCCGUUUCAUCUGGUGCAAUUUCAUCCGAAGCAAAGGAGGAGGAGGGAAGACUACUUGGAGGUGGCUCGAGAAGGGAGAAAGGGCAAAUCUUUGAAGGAGAGGAGGAAGAAAAGAUGGGGAAUGAAGAUGGGGCCGAAGUGGUUGAGAGAGAAGAGAAGGGAGAAGAGGAGGGAGAGGAGGAAGAGGAGCGAGAAGAGGAGGGAGAGGGGGAAGAGGAGGGAGAAGAGGAGGGAGAGGGGGAAGAGGAGCGAGAAGAGGAGGGAGAGGGGAAAGAGGAGCGAGAAGAGGAGGGAGAGGGGGAAGAGGAGGGAGAAGAGGAGGGAGAAGAGGAGCGAGAGGGAGAGCAGGAGCAGCUGCUGGGAAAGGUGGAGCAAGAGGAGGACGGGGAAGAGCAGGGGGAGGAGGAGAAGGAAGAGCAGGAGGAGCAGCUGCUGUACGAGUUUUUGUGGGAGGACAGCAAGUUAGAAGAAGCAGCAGCAGCGUCCGAGACGUACCGUCUGCUGCGAUCCGAGAUGAGGAGAAUGAAGAAGAACCCACGGCUUACUGACAGAGAGUUUGUGCGGCAGGUAAAACAACUCUGUGUGAUGAUCGAGGAGCAUCUAGGUGAAUUAACCGGCCGCUUUGACCUCAACCACGGCGCGUACUUCCGCGACCCCCGCAUCCUCGGGGCUGUUGCGCACUUUCUGCAGCACCGGGCGCUCCCCGAUUGGUCCAAAUCCCUCGACGCCGAUCUGCUGCGCCUGCAGUCCCUAAGCGGGCUCUCCCUGGCAGCAGCAAGCCGAGGAAUGGGCGAAAACGGGGAGGGUAUGGGGGGUAAGGGGGGUGUGGGAGGCAUGGUGGUGGGUAUGGGCAGUGCAGACAGAGGAGAGCAGGAGUUGCUGAGUUCUCUGAAUUGUGUGGAUGUUCGCACACCUAGCAUGGUGGGGUUUCGUGGGAAGAGAAGCGAGAGUCAGAAGAGGAGGAGCAACAGCGGGGGAAAGGCUUGGUCCGGUCAACUAUGGCCGAGUCAGGCUUUUUCGGGGCAGCUUUUCCCGAGCCAAGUUUUUCCCAGGCACAUUCUGCCGAGCCAAUCUGCUGUUAGUCAGCAGCUGAGCCAAUCUGGUGCUAGUCAGCAGCUGAGCCAAGAGUGGUCCGGCCAUGGAGGUUUGCCGACGACCGUCUCUUCAUCAUCCACCGGGGGUGAGUCAGCAAACAUGCAGCAAGGUGUGCAGCAAGAGUGGUCCAGGCCUGGGGGUUUGUCAGCUCUCUCGGAGUCAGCCAACAUGCAGCAAGACAUACAGCAAGACGUGCAGCAAGACAUGCAGCAAGACAUGCAGCAAGCCAUGCAGCAAGACAUGCAGCAACGCUGGCAGCAGGGCAUGCAGGAAGACAUGCAGCAAGGGCCUGGAGAUUUGUCGGUCAGCUCUUCAUCAUCCACCAGGGGUGAGUCUGCAGAGUAGCAGCAACGCAUGCAGCAAGGCGUGCAGCAUGGCAUGCAGCACGGCAUGCAGUAUGGCAUGCAGCAUGGCAUGCAGCACGGCAUGCAGUAUGGCAUGCAGCAUGGCAAGCAGCAAGGUGUGCAGCACGGCAUGCAGCUACGCACAGGGGUGUCUGAUGCUGCAGUUGAGGUGCAAAAAGGUGUGGCACCCUGGAACAUUUUUUCUAAUUGUUCUUAUUCUAAGAGCGUGUUCCUGCCAGCCUCUUCCCAAGCAACCUCUUCCCAGACUCGCGUGCUACAGUGUCGCAAAUUUUGACGCGAAAUGUUUGAGUGCGAUUCCACAAAGUGCGAAGUGAGAUUCAGCUUCCCGAGAUUCAGGGCCGUGUUUUAAAACCUCUUUUCAGACGAGCAGAUUUUCAGACAAGCGCGAAUCUGCACAGUAAAGUUUCGACGCCAGCUGACUUUAUGUGGUUGAGAGCGAUGGAACGCAAAUAUGAAACGGGAGUAUUCCGAAAAGUGGUCCUGGGAACACGCUCUCAAGGUCGCGCGUGACUCUGGGAAGAGGUUGUGUGGGAAGAGGCUCGUAGGAACGCGCUCUAAUUGUCCUGACUCUGGAAGGUGUUUCUGUGAGAGCAGGAGGCCAUGGAGAUCCUAUAGAACUGGUGUAUCCCAUAGUGCCCGUGCCAUAAUCGUCCAUGUACAAUGUAU
Messenger RNA from Closterium sp. NIES-67, 5983 nucleotides. NCBI's taxonomy places the organism in Eukaryota, Viridiplantae, Streptophyta, Zygnematophyceae, Desmidiales, Closteriaceae. The record is from the annotation of a GenBank genome assembly.